GGCGAACAUUUAAAAUCGCACCUCUGUCAAACUGAUUCAUUGAGUUUUUUGUUCCUGAAAUAGCAGCACACACUCAUUUUAACUUGAAUUGUGUGAACCAGACCAGUAGUUUGAAAUACCGGGUUCACCAAGGUUAAAACUGUAAAUUUGGUUAAGUUCAUUUUGGUUAAUUAUAUAAUAAUAUAUAAAAAGUCAACCAAUUUUUAAGUUGGCCACAUUCUGGAAUCCAUUAGCCUACUAUGCUAGGUACAAAAAAAAAAAAAAAAAAAAAAAAAUCGCGCCUUUUCUUAUAAUUCUGACUUUUCCCUCGCAUUUCUUUCUUCCGUUUUCCCCCUAGCAAUUCCGAGUUUAUAUAUGAGGAAAAAACAUUCAGAAUUGUGAGAUAAAAAGUCUCAAUUACCCAUUUUAAUUUUUUAUUCAACAAGCUUCCAUACAUUUCGAUUAAUAGCCAGUAGUAUUGGCUAGAAUAUCUCAGGUCAUAUCAGUAAUAGUUUGUGCAGUAUUUCUCAUACUUGUAUUGUGACACACUUCCGGGUUGGCUGAGCUGCAUUUUUGCACGAACGUCUACAGAAAAAGUCUACAGUGUCGUCGAAUUUCUGUUCUUUUCACAGCAGAAAUCAAACUGUCUGAAAGUGUACAGUGCGGCAGCUCUGUAUAUACACAGGACAUCGCAAAGCCUAUAUAAACAUGCCCACCAUGGAUCAUAAAGAAGAAGAACAGGAAGAGAUGAAAAGGAGGACGACACUAAAAAAGAAUUCAGCGCACAAGCCUCAUUAUUGCUCAAAGUGUGGGAUGAGCUUCAGUGUGAAAACGCGGUUCACGCGACACAUGCGCAUUCACACCGGAGACAAGCCCUACCGCUGCCCGCACUGUGACAUGUGCUUCAGAUCGCAAGAGAAUCUCUCCGAACAUGCACGCAAACACACCGACGACAGACCUUAUCACUGCCCUCAAUGUGGCAAGGGCUUUGUACGACCAGGAAGACUUGAAAUCCACAGGAGAAUCCACACUGGAGAAAAGCCACAUCACUGCGCUCAGUGUGAGAAGAGCUUCAAGAGCACGGAGGAGCUGCAGAGCCACGCACUCAUACACGCGGCAGAAAGGAAUUACCACUGCUCUCAGUGUGAGAAAGGCUUCAGAAGAAAGGGUCAGCUGGUCAGACACAUGCGGAUACACACCGGAGAGAAACCCUAUAGGUGCACGCGGUGCGAGAAGUGCUACUCACGGGCAGAACACCUCAGAGAGCAUCAGAUCAGAGCUCACCAAAACGACACACACAUCCACUGAGAGUGUCCAAAGACCAAUGUGCAGCAGAGAAACCACAUAUGUCAGAUUGGCAAAGCUUAAAUGAGUGUGUGGGUGAAGAGUGGUGGGAGUUGGCAUACAAGUUGUUUCUUGAAAGCGAUCCAAAAGGGAUGAUUCUGAAUCAUUCUGAAUUAUAUUUGAAGGGGCGAUAAAUGGAAUGAUUAUGGAUUCCGCUACGAUACACCUGUUCCUCCUACUGGGACAUUCCGUGAUGUUUCUAAAAAGGCUAUUUUGGUGGUGAUCUCAAGAGCAAGGAGAAUGAAUUGGCACAAUUGGAAGGAUCUAGAUCAGCCAUCUUCUAAAUCUGAUGUACAGGAUCUGGACGAAAAGGACAAGAAACUUAUAAACUGUGUUAUUGACCUGAUCUAUAAAGAGGAUGGCAGCCCUAGACCAUUUAAUAGAUACUAUUGAUCAAUAGUGUCUGGCUCUGAACUAAAUGUAAUUUGCAUUACUAUAAUAGUAUGUAUGGUUAUUCUGUUGCAUGCUCUAAUUAAAAUUAAUUGCAUAUAUUUACUGUGUAGAGACUAAAUAUAUGAGACAGUAUUAUGGCUUUAAUUUUGUUAAAUGGUUAUGUUAAUAAAAUCUUAUUUCUUAAGCAUCA
Messenger RNA from Ctenopharyngodon idella (grass carp), 1906 nucleotides. Its product is annotated as C2H2-type zinc finger protein. Lineage: Eukaryota; Metazoa; Chordata; Actinopteri; Cypriniformes; Xenocyprididae. The transcript has 3 exons. The coding region runs from base 688 to 1287 and encodes 199 amino acids. The record is from RefSeq and is a predicted model, not a curated record.